AUGAUUGAUCAUUUUCAAGACUUAAUCAUAUUUCAGAAGGGUUUAACAUUAAUAAAUGAAGAUGACUACCAAGAAACACUUGAUUUAAUCCUUAAAUCAGAUUAUCUUAACUCUGCAAAUCAGAUUUCAUUUUUAACUCACGAAAUAUUUCAAGCUUAUACAGUCAGACCACAAAAUCUCGGUUUCCUAACAAGAUUAGUUAAAGAUAUCAUCAAUUCAGAUGAAUCAAAAAGAAAUUUGACGCCAUUCAAAGCAAUAUUCAUUGAACAAACACUAUCAGGUGUAGACGAUAACAAUAAAUCAGGUCUAUGCGCUGCAUAUCACUUCAUGUAUCGCCUAUUGGAAGAAAAUACACUUACUUUAGAUGAACUUUUACCAAUUUUUGAUGCAAUUUUGCAGAAACCAAAAGAAAAAGUAAAUACGAUUGCAAUCAUUAAGAUAUUUUUCGGAAGUGUCAUUGCAAAAUUACAUCCAACAUUAUAUACUAGAAUUUUCUCGGAUGAAUUUACAAAAAGUUUUUCAUAUUUUAACGAAUUUAUAAAUAAUAUAAAUGAAAUCAAAGAUCAAUUAGUACAUUAUGGUCAUCCACUUGAUUCAAUCCAGCAUGCCAUUGCAACAGACGAUGUAGACAAAUUAAAUCAAUUUUCAUUAGCUCCAAACUUUAAUAUUAACAUGAAAUUAAUUAACAAAAUGGUAUUAAUGGAGCCUUAUCCUGUACUACAAGGUGAUCCGACUUUAAUUUUAUAUGCAGCAUAUUGUAAUUCUAUUAAUUGUUUUAAAUGGCUUUUUUUGAAUGGUGCAAACUUGAAUGCGAAAGAUAAAUGGGGCCAAGAUGCUGCUUAUUUCGCAAUUUCUGGUGGCGCUUUGGAAAUAUUACGUAUUCUUGAACAACAAGGGUUUGAUGUAUAUAAUUUGGAACCUUGCAUUGAGCAUAGACAAUAUCAUAUUUUUGAUUGGAUAAUUGAACAAAACUUAGAUGAAAAAGGUAGAUAUCCACAUGAUUUAAUCAACAAUGCUUAUAUUUUUAGUGCAAGAUAUAACAAUGCAUAUACACUUUGUGAAUGCUUAAAAUAUGGUGCUGAUCCAAUGGCAAAUCUUCAGCUUUGGGGAGCUCUUCAUCAGUCAAUUUUAUAUUCUGAUUUACAGAUGGCAAUUUUGCUUGCACAAUGCAGUGAAAUUGAUGUCAAUUGGAAAGAUGCAAAUGGAUGCUCAGCACUUCUUUUUGCAACAACAAACCAUUGUUAUAAAGUUGUUCAGGCUCUUAUUGAAAACCCAAGAGUUGAUAUUAAUACUUCUGAUCAUAACCAAUGGACUUGUUUGCACCGUUUAGUUUCUGACAGAGAAACAGAGAUGAUAAAAUUAAUUUGCUCAUUAAAGGGAUUUGAUGGUAACGCUAAAGAUAUUAACGGAAGAUCUGCAUAUGACUUGGCAGUAGCAAUGAAGUACCAGGAAGCAAUGGAUAUCAUUGCAAAAUCUCCGGGAUACAAUCCUUCAAAUUAG
This is a messenger RNA of Trichomonas vaginalis G3, 1500 nucleotides long. Its product is annotated as Ankyrin repeat family. Lineage: Eukaryota; Parabasalia; Trichomonadida; Trichomonadidae. The record is from RefSeq and is a predicted model, not a curated record. The transcript has a single exon. The coding region runs from base 1 to 1500 and encodes 499 amino acids. Gene Ontology annotation, molecular function: protein binding.